AUGACCGAAUCGAACGGAUCAGGGCAUUCAUCAGCACCACAAGAAAUCCCAAAUUGCGACCCUGCCUUCGGCCUCUGCAUGGCGACUCACCUUUCCGAUGAAUGCCGAGCCAGCGGACUGACUGACUUCACCGAGCUCUUUCGAUGCCCUGAGAAUCUCCUUUGCUGUGCAUCGAAGACAGCCAUCGAGAAGAGGGACAUUGAAGUGUUCUCCAGUGGUGAUGUGGCCUCUAUGACGUCGGAACCAGUGACAUAUUCCGCCUCGAUCGUCGAACAUCGCACAUGCCAUGAGAGAAUCACCCAGGGCGGUCUCCUUCCAGUGAACUCCAUAUGCGUGACCUUCUCCUCGACGUGGUGUGGGGAAUCCGGUGCACCUCUCAUCUGCAAGGACUCCUUCUCCGGCUUCUACCGCUUGGCAGGUCACUUGUCCACUCCCGUCUGGGGGUGUCAAGAAGAGCAAGCCCCCGGCAUUUUCGUCAGUGCCACGUCGCCUUCGUCAGUUGACUUUUACGAGAUUACCUUCGAAAUCGGUAUCAUUCACCCCGGGAAUGGCACUGCUUCAAAUGGAAUCCCUGAUGAAGAAAUUGACGAAAGGCAUGGAUAUUCUAUGACAGUACCAUUGGAGUAUCGCAAGAAAAUUACUCAAUUUCAUUUUGAGUUCUGA
Messenger RNA from Darwinula stevensoni, 663 nucleotides. Lineage: Eukaryota; Metazoa; Arthropoda; Ostracoda; Podocopida; Darwinulidae. The record is from the annotation of a GenBank genome assembly.